Molecule: messenger RNA, 1731 nt
Organism: Phragmites australis (common reed)
Lineage: Eukaryota; Viridiplantae; Streptophyta; Magnoliopsida; Poales; Poaceae
Product: TOM1-like protein 5
Exons: 10
Coding region: 219-1436 (405 amino acids)
Biological process (GO): protein transport to vacuole involved in ubiquitin-dependent protein catabolic process via the multivesicular body sorting pathway
Molecular function (GO): ubiquitin binding; phosphatidylinositol binding
Source: RefSeq, a predicted model, not a curated record
AUAAUCCCUAGCUUCCAGACUCCUCUCUCUCUCUCUCCGCCGUGUUCUCCCCUCCAACUGAGAUCACUGCGCGCGACUCCCGCGCCAUGGCCUCGCCGCCGCCGCCGCCGCCGGCUACGAGACACUAGCAACGCUCCUCGAGGCAGCUGCGGCCGACCCGGGCUUGGAUUUGCUGACGAGGGGAAAGGGAUAAUAGAGUGAAGGAGGCGGGGGAGAAGAUGACUUCCGAAAUGGUAAAGGCGGCGACGAGCGAGAAGCUCAAGGAGAUGGAUUGGGCUAAGAACAUCGAAAUCUGCGAGCUCGUGGCGCAGGAUCCUGGAAAAGCGAAGGAUGUGAUCAAGUCUAUAAAGAAGUGUAUAGGGAGCAGGAGCAAGAAUACUCAACUCUAUGCUGUUAUGCUAUUGGAGAUGCUCAUGAAUAACUGUGGAGAGCCUAUCCACAGGCAGGUCAUUGAUAAUGGGCUUCUCCCGAUACUUGUAAAGAUAGUGAAGAAAAAGACAGAAUUACCAGUCCGGGAAAAGAUAUUUCUUUUGCUGGAUGCGACCCAAACAUCCCUUGGUGGAGCUAAAGCAAAGUUUCCUCAGUAUUAUGAGGCAUACUAUGACUUGGUGUCUGCGGGUGUGCAAUUUUCGAAUCGUCCAAACAUUGUUGUUACGAGGGCAGAAGUUCCAGUCCCAGAAACAAGAACAGAACCAAAUAAGGACGGUUUAUCUUCCAGACUGAAUGAGGGUCAGAGGGAAGUGCACACUCAGCCUGCUUCUGACACAAGUAUAAUCCGGAAAGCCACUAGUGUCAUGGAAGUUUUAAGGGAUGUGCUUAAUUCCGUGGAUCCUAGACAUCCUGAGGAGGGAGCGACAGAUGAAUUUGUUUUGGAUCUUGUAGAGCAAUGUACAUUUCAAAAGCAACGGAUAAUGCACCUGGUUAUGACAUCGAGGGAUGAUCUGGUGGUAUCGCAAGCUAUAGAGCUAAAUGAAGAGCUGCACAUGGUCCUUGUUCGACAUGAUGCAUUGCUUUCAGUUCAACCAACUACAACAUUAGCUUCUAAUCUGAAGGAAGAAGAGGAGGAAGAAGAUGCUGAAAGUCUCUAUCGGAGGCUGCGGAAGGGAAAGGCUCUAUCACAAGAUUACCAAGACGACACCAUGCCAUCGUUCCGUUCCAUACCCGAGGACAAGAUGCGGCGUCCACUCAUCAUCCAGCCGCCUCAACCCGAGAAAAAACUUGGAGCGCUGAACAUCCGCUUGCCAAACCCAGAGCCGAGACCUGAACCUGCUCCGUUGAUACCGCCGCCGCCUGCCAAGCACGCCGAGAGGGAGCGGUUCUUCAGGGAGAAGAGCACAGACGGUGUCACCAACUUGCCGGACCACCUGAGGGGCCUGUCGCUGCACAGCCGGGACGGCAGCAGUUCGUGCAGUGGCAGCACUGAUUAUGGCGACUGAGGGGGAGUGGCAGUACAUACAAGGGUUUGGUUCUUCGGGUUGAUCUUUCAUGUCAUCAGGCGAUCAUACACCUCUCUCCAGAGAGGCCACGAGCCUUGUCUUCUUCAUACUGACCUGUGUACACUUGGUUUGGUAGCUAAUUCUUUUCUUUUUCUUUGGCUGGCAUUGGGCGACCGUUGUGUAGGUGUGUUGUGGGGUUUUCAGAUCUACAGAUGAUUGAGAGCUGUGGUCGAUCUGCAGUGCGCUGCAGGAUGGGGUAUACUUUUGUUAGAAGCGUUGGUCUGCUUUCUCCUUU